AUGCGAACACGCUCGACUGCUCCCGCGGAGCAGCCAGACCCCGAACAGCGUCCGCAACUCCCUCCCUCCACGAAGCCCUGCAAAACAUUCAUCCUGCCAUCCGCCGCGACAGAUGACGCCCGAUUAAUCCAAUUGCCGAACCCACGCACCGGAGAACUCGCGCGCUACUUCUUCUGCCCCAAGCUGGGCGUGUACGAGUUUACCGUCGUAAAAGCUCCAUCGCAUGACCCACGCAGUGUCCUCUUCACGCAGAAAUCCGAAGAAGGGGCUCUCAAGGGCAGCAUCUCCAAAGCCGCGGAGCUGCUCGUCGCGACCCCAAUCGACAUCAUGUUUUUCUUGAUCCCGCUUUUAUGUCCAUCGUCAUCAACCCAGUCCAAGGGGCUAUUCCAGCCUCUAGACGACAUCAUCGACUCGCAGGACGAGUUCCCCGGACACCUCCAGCACGUCCUUUACAACGAGACCUUCCGAGGCGCGCUGCAGGCGCGCGCUGAAGCGAUAUGCGACUCCGUGGAGGCAGGAGACGAGAAGAUGUUGCGUUUCAGCGAGACAAAGUUGCUCAAGGAACUUCUCACCAAGGCGGACCGCAUGGUAGCGCAGGGCCUUCCCGCAAGCCUGGAGGAACGCUUCAUCAAACAAGCGCUGGCGACCCCCUUGCUCUCGGUCAAGCGGGAGGACGUAGGCCCCAAUGGCUCGUCGGAAGCGACAGACGGCGAGGCCGAGUUGCAGGAGGGCAAGGACAGCGCGUCAGCGACGAACACCACUUCUACGCCAUCGGUCUCCACGCCGUCCGGGGAAUCAGCAUCGACUCCUGCUACCGAAUCGCCGACUGAGGAAUCUGCGAUUCUUGAUAACAUCACACAUCUACUGCGAGUGUCUACCGCGCUUACCUUCAUGAAAGAGUCCUACAUUGCCCAGGACCUGGGUGCUCGACUGGAUGAGCUUCUCGCUAGCGCAGACAGCCCGCUCGAUUUCAAACCGCUGAAGGACCGUCUCGAGCAUCUUGCGAAACUACGUGCGGAAGCACUGGCCUCCCGAUCCCUGGGCGACUUCAGCCGCAAGCGAAACCUGGAAGAUGAGGACGCGGCGGAGUCUCGGGCCGAGAAGAAACGACGCAAGGAGGCAGAAGAGAAGAAGAAGAAGGCGGAACAGUCUCGCGGCGUACGGGAAUUGAAAAAGGUCGACACGAGUGGAAUGAAGAAGAUGAGUGAUUUCUUCGGGAAGGCUGCCGCCAAAAAGAAGUCCUAG
Aspergillus terreus NIH2624 is the source of this 1245-nucleotide messenger RNA. RefSeq lists its product as uncharacterized. Gene Ontology annotation, biological process: RNA catabolic process; ribonucleotide metabolic process. Lineage: Eukaryota; Fungi; Ascomycota; Eurotiomycetes; Eurotiales; Aspergillaceae. The record is from RefSeq and is a predicted model, not a curated record. Bases 1 to 1245 code for a protein of 414 amino acids. Gene Ontology annotation, cellular component: ribonuclease H2 complex; nucleoplasm. The transcript has a single exon.